Messenger RNA from Calliphora vicina (urban bluebottle blowfly), 4805 nucleotides. RefSeq names its product Serine/threonine-protein kinase Tao (gene Tao). The record is from RefSeq and is a predicted model, not a curated record. Lineage: Eukaryota; Metazoa; Arthropoda; Insecta; Diptera; Calliphoridae. Gene Ontology annotation, molecular function: ATP binding; protein serine/threonine kinase activity. Gene Ontology annotation, cellular component: cytoplasm. Bases 677 to 3784 code for a protein of 1035 amino acids. The transcript is spliced from 13 exons. Gene Ontology annotation, biological process: protein phosphorylation.
ACCACUUGGGUGCAUAGAAAAAUUUCGGAGAAGGUUUUGUGUCAAGAAACGAAAAAGUUUUUUUAAUGUGUUAAAAAUAUUUUUUACAUUUAAUUAAAUCUUAAUAAAGAUAAUUAUUUAAUCUGCGCUCGUGUAAUUGUUGAAACACAAUCGAUGUAGACAUGAAUGUGAAAAUGUAACAAAGUAGAAUAAGUAAAAAACCAGAUUUUAUUUGUAAUUGCAUACGGGACGGUCUGUGAUGUAGAAAAAUCGUGAGUGUGCGUGUGUGUGUGUAGGAAAAAUGUCUUCGCCUUUAGUGUGGUGAAAAAAAAUUGUUAAAAUAAAAAAUAUUUAAAAUAUUUGCUAAUUUAUUUUGAAAAACUGUAAAGAAAAAACAUAGUUUAAAUCUGAACAACACCGUCUCCUUACAAAGGUGUUGGUGACGAAAAAAACAGCGAUGUUUUAUAUGUCGCAUUGAGUCUUCCAAGUUGUAAACAAUUUUGCAGUUUUUUUUAUAUAAAUUUAAAACUAAAAGUAUUAAUUUUGUAUAUUAUAAACUAUUAUUUAAUUAUACAUAAAUAAAGCCACAAGGAUUUUUUAUACUUCAAAAUCGUUUAAAGUAAUGAAAUACUAUUGAAAAUUUAGUUAAAUUUGUUCAACCAGAAACCAUUUAAAAACUAACAGAAUAACAUGAGCCAUGCCUUCGGCACGUCCUGGCAGCCUCAAAGAUCCGGAAAUAGCCGAAUUAUUCAAUAAACAUGAUCCCGAGAAGAUAUUUGAAGAUUUACGAGAAAUUGGCCAUGGCUCCUUCGGUGCAGUUUACUAUGCACGAUGUAAUCUUACCAAAGAAAUCGUGGCCAUCAAGAAGAUGUCCUAUACGGGCAAACAAAGUUUGGAAAAAUGGCAAGAUAUACUCAAGGAAAUCAGAUUUCUACGUCAAUUGAAUCAUCCCAAUACGAUCGAGUAUAAAGGAUGCUAUCUACGCGAAUCCACAGCAUGGCUGGUAAUGGAAUAUUGUGUAGGUUCGGCAUCAGACAUUAUUGAAGUGCAUAAGAAGCCACUGCAUGAGGAUGAAAUUGCUGCCAUUUGUGAUGGUGUCUUGAAUGGCCUUAGCUAUCUGCACAGUUUGGGUCGUAUUCACCGUGAUAUCAAAGCGGGCAACAUUCUCUUAACUGACAAUGGUGUGGUGAAGUUAGCUGAUUUUGGCAGUGCAGCCAUAAAAUGUCCAGCUAAUAGUUUUGUAGGCACACCCUAUUGGAUGGCACCCGAAGUGAUAUUAGCCAUGGAUGAGGGACAAUAUGAUGGUAAAGUUGACGUUUGGUCUUUGGGUAUAACCUGCAUUGAGUUGGCCGAACGAAAGCCUCCAUAUUUCAAUAUGAAUGCCAUGUCAGCACUGUAUCACAUUGCUCAAAAUGAGUCACCUACAUUACCGAAAAAUGAUUGGACAGAUACAUUUUGUGAUUUUGUUGACUUAUGUCUCAAAAAGAAUCCCGCUGAACGUCCCUCGUCUACGAAACUAUUAGCUGAUCAGUAUGUGACACGACUACGUUCGGAUACAGUGCUGUUAGAGCUCAUAGCACGAACAAAAGCAGCUGUUAGGGAAUUGGACAACUUGAAUUAUCGCAAAAUGAAGAAAAUUCUUAUGGUUGAUACCUGCGAGACUGAAAGCGCCAUUGGCGAUACAGACGAUACACAGGAUGAGCAUGCCGGAGGCGACAGCAGCAAGAGCAAUAGUAUUACGUCGGAACAUUCUAUACAAUCUGUGGGUGUAUCGGCGGCCAGUAGUCAAGUAAGCUCUUCGUCUAAUUCAAUACCAGCGCAAAAUCAUCACGGCGGUGGUGGCGGUAUGCAUCAAUACCAACAUCAGCAACCCCAACAUUUGGGUGCCAUGAAUUAUCACCAUCCACAUCAUCAACAGAUGCAUCAACAUCAGCAGCAACAACAACAUGGGCAACAACAUCAACAGGCCAUCAGCGGCGCUGUUUCGCGCAAUUCAUCGCGUCAUCGCAAUUUGCCCCCAUUGCCCAGCAUUAUGCACAAUAUGAACAACAAUGUUACACCCACAAAUUCCACAGCUGUGGUGCCAGCACCCAUGCCACACCAACAGCAAAUGCAACAGCAGCAGCAGCAGCAACAACAUUCGAUCUUACCCAUGUCCAUGGGUGGAGGUAUUAGUCUACAACAGCAGCAAUCAUGUUCGAGUAUGUCUGGAGAUCGCAUGUCUCAACAGCAACAGCCACCACCAAUUCAGCCUCGUUAUCUAUCCUCUCCGGCUGCAGCAGCGGCCGUAUACGCAGCAACAUCGUCUAAUAAUGAGCAUGGUCCAAAUAAUUUUGCCACCAUACGUACUACAAGCAUAGUCACUAAACAACAAAAGGAACAUAUGCAGGAGGAGAUGCAUGAGCAAAUGUCUGGAUACAAGCGAAUGCGUCGUGAACAUCAAGCUGCUCUACUCAAACUCGAAGAAAAGUGCAAAGUUGAAAUGGAAGCGCAUAAAAAUGCCUUAGACAAGGAAUAUGAUAAUUUAUUGCAUAAUUUCACAAGAGAACUAGAAAGACUAGAGGCAAAGCAUCAGCAGGAUUUGGAGAAGCGUAUGAAGCAAACAACAGCUGCAGAAAAGAAAUUACAUAAAGAGAUUUCUCUCAAACAGGAAUGUGAUCGCAAAGCUUUCGAUAUGAAUCGCAAAAAAGAAUACAAGGCCAAUAAGGAGAGAUGGAAACGUGAAUUGUCAAUGGAUGAGUCGACGCCAAAACGUCAGAGGGAUUUAACAUUGCAAUCACAAAAGGACAACCUCAAACAAGCCGAGGCUCAAGAAGAACAACGUCUGUUGACAUUGCAAAAGAAAUACAUUGAAUUGGAAAUGCGUAAAUUUAAACGAAGGCGUUUAAUUAUGUUGCACGAAUUGGAGGAUCAGUUGUUAAGGGAUGAAUUAUCCAAAAAACAACAACAACUUGAACAAGCUCAUGGCAUGUUGUUGAAACAUCAUGAGAAAACCCAGGAGCUGGAAUAUAGACAGCAAAAAAGUGUACAUCAGUUGAGAGAAGAACAAAUUAAUAAACAACAUGAUACCGAAUUACAAAAUCAAAAGGAUUAUAUGGAACGUGUUAAAAAAGAUUUAUUACGCAAACAUGCUCUGGAAAUACGACAACAUCCUAAGAGCCUUAAGCAAAAGGAGUUGCAAAUUCGUAAACAAUUCCGCGAAACCUGUAAAACUCAAACAAAACAAUAUAAACGCUAUAAGGCACAGAUAUUGCAAACAACGCCAAAGGAGCAACAAAAAGAAGUCAUUAAACAGUUAAAAGAAGAGAAACACCGUAAACUUACGUUGUUGGGUGAACAAUAUGAACAAAGUAUCGCUGAUAUGUUCCAAAGUCAGAGCUAUAAAUUAGAUGAAAGUCAAGUGAUCGAGUGCCAACGUACCAACGAAAUGUUGGAAUAUGAAUUAGAAGUGCUUACUGCCUAUCAAAACAAGAACAAGAAACAAGCUCAAGAACAACGGGAUCGUGAGCGUAAAGAAUUGGAAAAUCGUGUGGCAGUACGUCGUAGUGUUUUAGAGAGUAAGAUGGAUGCUGAAUUGCAACAGUUCAAUCAAGAACGUGCCGAAAGGUUAAGAUUGAUGCAUGAGAAACAUGUCAAAGAACUUGAAGCUUUUGAUGAAGAAUCAGUUACAUUAGGUUUCAGCGCCUUAGCUAUUGCGGAGGGAUCACGUGAGACCUACCCUGACGAAGAGGGUAGUCUAUCGGGUUCAAUGAUUAGUUUAGCGCAUAGUAAUAGUUCAACAAGUUUUCCGGCUGGCUCCCUAUAGCAUAGAAAAAAAGUUAAUAUUCUUACAACAAAUGGAUUUCAUUUUUUUAAUAAUGAUAGUGUAAUUAUUACGACUACUACUACUAAUAAUACAUCCACCACCACCAACAACACAGCAACAACAACAAGCAACAGAAGAAUAGCAACAGCAAUAUAUAAUACUACUACUACAACUACUUCUACUAUCACAACCAACACUUCGGUAACAGCAGUAGGAACAUCUACCACACCUACAACAUUAACAAAAUGUUUUCGCAUUUCUAGUGAUAAUUAUAAAAUUCAUAGUAAAAAAACUGAUACUAGUGAUGCAUCUAAACGACAACUGCAACAACAACAACAGCAGCAGCAAGAACAAAAGCAAAAACAUUGCAAUAAUGCAAAUCACAAAAUGCCUCUUACAUCAAUGUAAAAUCAUACAAAAUUAUUAAAGAAAACAACACACGUCGUUCGGUUAGUUAUAGUAGUGACAAAGACGACGGCGAUGAUGAUGAUGUUAAUGACAUGAUGACUGGACGACAAUGAAGAAAAGCGAACAAUAAACAUGUUGUUGUGGGAGUGUUUGUUUGUUUAUAUACAAUAUAUACAUAAAUACAUAUAACGUUUUUUAUAGAAUUAUUAAGUGAAAAGAAAGAAACCCAUACUCCACUCACUCACACAUUGAAAAAAAAUAUAAAUAAAUACAUAUAAAAUAAAAAAAAAUAUACAAAAAAAGAAAUUGAAAUAAAAAACAAAAAAAUAAUCCAAUAAGUAAUAAUAAAUCUCCAAAAUUUUGUGAGACCAGGGAUAGUGGAAGAGUUAAGAAAAAUGGUUAAAUAAUAUACAUAAAUAUACAUAAAUAAUGAAAAAAGAACAACAACAUAAUAAUAAAAAUAAUUAAUAAUCUAAUAAUAAUGAUAAUGAUUAUAUUUAAUAAUUAACGCAAAUUAUUAUAUAAUAAUUUAUGUUUAAGUUAAAUAAAAUAACAAAAACACAACAAAAAAAAAAUAAACGCGUUAUAAAAAUAUAUAUAAAAAAUAACAAAA